AUGUUUGCAGAUUUCGAAUCGAUUAACUCUGCAACUAUUGGUGAAAUUCUUUCGGAUCUAAUUCAUCAUGAAGUAAAUGUAGCUAAUACAAACCCGAAUCUAGAACCAUCAACAGAUCUUCUCACAUUUCUUUCUGAUACAUCAGAAAUUUUUCAUAUACUUCGAAGAAUAAUAACAAAAAAAUGUUCAUGUCAAUUAUUAAAUCCAACAAAUUUUAUUCAAUAUCAACAUUUAAUUGAUAUUCUUCAUAGUUCUGAAUUUAUUCUUGAAUAUCUUCGUCAAUAUCAUUCAAAUGAAAAAAUAUUUUUAAUUGAAAUUUUAACAUAUCUUUAUCAAAUUUUAUCAUCAAUGAAUAAUAACUCAUAUAAAUGUCAAUAUAUUUGUCAAUGUCUUUUUGAUAUUCUUCAGAAAUUAGAUAAGAAAAAAGUUCUUAUUUACAAUAAGAAGUAA
This is a messenger RNA of Rotaria sp. Silwood2, 450 nucleotides long. The record is from the annotation of a GenBank genome assembly. NCBI's taxonomy places the organism in Eukaryota, Metazoa, Rotifera, Eurotatoria, Philodinida, Philodinidae.